Molecule: messenger RNA, 2822 nt
Organism: Antechinus flavipes (yellow-footed antechinus)
Lineage: Eukaryota; Metazoa; Chordata; Mammalia; Dasyuromorphia; Dasyuridae
Gene: IL34
Product: interleukin 34
Exons: 8
Coding region: 803-1546 (247 amino acids)
Biological process (GO): positive regulation of monocyte differentiation; positive regulation of protein phosphorylation; positive regulation of cell population proliferation
Molecular function (GO): cytokine activity; macrophage colony-stimulating factor receptor binding
Source: RefSeq, a predicted model, not a curated record
CCAGAGAGGAAGCUCCCAAGAACACAGCGUGCCAGCCAGCCAUCACAGAUGGUGAUUGACCACAUCUUGUGCUUGAGGCAGCUGCCAGAGGACACUUUGGAGGCUCCAUAUUUUUCAGUCAUUGGAGGUUGGAGCUCACAGAGAGAACAAGUUUGAGCACUGAGCGGGAGGAGUGAAACCAAGAAUUGAUGAAUUGAUGCAGAGGGAAGUAAGCAGAACUGGGAGAGCGAUUUAUGCAAUAAUACCCACGACAACAGCAAUAACAGCAGCAACAGAGACAAAGAGCUUGAAAGGAUUCAAGCAUUCUGCUCAAUUCAGUGUCCAAAUGCAGUUCCAGAGGAUGAAUAAUGGAACCUGCUUCCCACUUCCAGACAGACAGACUUAACACCAAGCAGCUGGAGAAGGAGAAACCUAAAACCUCCAGCAGGUUUUGAUUGGAUUCUGGGAGGCUGCAGGGAUCCCGGCUUCUCUCCUGGCCCCAACACCAGUCUGCCUGGCCCAGCUGCGGAAGGCCAAGGGAUAGGAUGUGCAGCCGGGGCCAAGGGCAGCCCACGCAGAUGAGGCGAUCAGGGUAGAAGAAGUUCGCCCGGGCCCACGGCGUCCCCCUUACCCCCUUGCUUCUGCUCCCCCCCGUCUGGGUCGGGGCCAUCAUCUGGAGUGUCGCCCCUCUCCGUCAGCAGGGGCUUUAUGCCUGCUCCCGAGGGGACCGUAGCCAUGUAAACGAAGCCCUUUGCUUCUUGGCAUCCCGGCCACUGGGGGGAAGAGGCUGCCUUCGCUGACCGCCUGGACCCAGCUGACCAACAUGUCCCGUGGUGGAUACCUAAGUCUUUAUCUCUGUUUUUUCCUUGCCACCAUCCGGGGGGGUGAGGGUCUGGAGGCCCACACCAAAGAGUGUGCCAUCACAGGGAGCCUCCGAGAAAAGCUGCAGUACAAGAAUCGGCUCCGGUUUAUGAAACACUAUUUCCCCAUUGAUUACAGGAUCAGCGUGCCCUACGAAGACGUGCUCAGAUUGGCCAACAUCAGCAGGCUGCAACAGGCGGAGGUGAGUCAGCCAAAUCUGCGGUACCUGUGGGCCUCGGUGAACUGUAACAUUAUGGAAAUCGUCCAGAACGUCUUACUGAAAGAUCACCCGUCGUGGACCUAUAUUCAGGAGAUAUAUGAGCUUCUGCUCUACGUCCGGGAAAUCACAAUGGACCUUCAGGUGGACCCAAAGGUGGAGACAAUCCUGACUCUCGCGAACUCAGGCAGGGACCGAAAGCUGGUGAAGCCGAAGGCACUUCUUGACAAUUGCUACAAAGUUAUGGACCUCCUCUACUGCUUGUGCUGUAAGGAGAGCAACAUUCGGAAUUGGGAAGACUGCGUGGUCCCGCAAGCUCAGCCUCACAGCCGGCCCCCACCUCCACAGUGUUCAGGCCCCGCCACUCUGCUCUACCAUUCUACGAAAGCCCAAACAGCCCUGGUGGGGGAGAGAGAGCUGAGACCCCUCCGGGUGGAGGCUGACCCUUCAGGGAAGGCAAAGCUGGGGGAAGAGCGCUUUAUACCCUGAGCAAGCCCUUCGACCCUUGACUCUGCUCUGGAGCCCAGUGGGGCUGCUUGGGCCCAGCCUCUCAAGCGUCUCAGGUCUGCGAUUCUCCCCUCGGCAUUUGGGAGGGAGGCCCUUGGAGACCCCUCUGCCCCCAUUCCCAUCUGGGGAGGAGUCUCGUGUGGAGCAGCUCAGAGAAGACCCUCUUCCUUUGGAGGAAAUCUUGUGCUGAAGAAGAGCUCAGCCGGCUUCCCCCUCAAUUCUCCCCACAGUCUUGUCUCUCUCUUUUUCCUUUUGCCUCAGAAGCCCUUAGUGACUGGAGCUCCCGUGGGUUCGGGCGGGCAGGGCAGAGGCCUUUCCCAUUUGUCUGCUUUAGCCCUUGUCCCCAUGGUUGGAAGUUGAUCCCAGGCCCCUGCCAGUGCAGAAUAAAGAGAUGAGGGGCUCCUCGUACCAGGAGAGCCAAGUCAGACCCCAGCGGAAGGGGGCAGCUUCCUCCAGGAAUGACUGUAUAGUCAGUGGGAAUAAAGCUGGGGUGGCUGAUGAGGGAGCAGCCUGAGCUUCAGAUUAGGUCCCCUGAGAGACAGCUGUCCCUGCCAUUUGCCUCCAUUCCGAGAAAAGAAGAGGUCAAAAGAGGGAAGGGAAUGGCGUAAAAGUGCUUUGAGCUCCUCAGAGCCAAGGAACACUGGGGAAAUCUGGGGCUCUUGCAGAGCCGGAAGGGGAGAAGAGCCAGCCUUCUGCAGUGAUCCACUAGCAAGUUCUGUUGAUCUUGUGGCCGGGGGCUAUUCUGGGAGAGCCGGGAGGUACCUGGGAAGGGGAAGAACCAGUGCUGGAGGAUGCCCCCGUGCAGCUCAGAGGAUGUCUUCCAGAGAAGGAAAACCACAUUCUAUAGAGUGAAGGGAGCACUAGGGUUCCAAAGAAGCUUGUUGGGCCUUUGAUGCAGGCCCGUCUAAAGCCCUUUGGCCUGGGUUGAAGGGUAGAAGGAAUGGAGAAGUGCUGGGGGCCCCACCCUUUUUUAGAGUCCCAUCCCCUGAAGACCUUUCCCAGGAGGCCCCGGGAAUAGCAGCUUAUUAGCUUCUGGAGCUGCUGCUCCCCUUGGCCACCAGGAUCCGUUAGGAUUCUGGGGGAGGGUGCAUUUCGGGGGGGGGGGAGUGGGCAAUGGAGCGAGGGGCUGCAUUCAUUGGAGACAACAGCUGGGGACUGGGAAGGAGGAACGGGGUGUAUUAAAAUGCUGUGUCUUGCCAUGCUGAUUCUUUUCCAUUUCUUUAAUUUUUUUUCUAUUAAAUACUUGUUUUUCAUUUGA